Messenger RNA from Rhagoletis pomonella (apple maggot), 1022 nucleotides. RefSeq names its product SRR1-like protein. Gene Ontology annotation, cellular component: cytoplasm; nucleus. Gene Ontology annotation, biological process: microtubule-based process. NCBI's taxonomy places the organism in Eukaryota, Metazoa, Arthropoda, Insecta, Diptera, Tephritidae. Bases 101 to 928 code for a protein of 275 amino acids. The transcript has 2 exons. The record is from RefSeq and is a predicted model, not a curated record.
GAAGUAGCGAGAGAUAAAAUGUCAAAACCACUUUCCAAUUGGAACUAUUCCAAUAAAAAUAAAUCAAAAAUAUUUACAAAUAUUUUGAAGGGUUUUACAAAUGUCCGAAGAGUUUCGCACAGUAACAAGAAAAAAAUGGAUCGCGCGCAGAUCAAUGAACCCCCGAUUACGAAAACUGUCUGAACGUGCCAAUGAAAAGGACGAUAAGGAAGUGGACGUGGAGGCCCUUGUGAAACGCCUAGAACAUUUAUGCACACAAAUGGUUUGCAGUGAUUACUUUAUGCAAGCUAUGGAAACAGUGGAUGACAGUUUAAAAGUGCUGGCGGGUAAAGAGAAAUUUUCCCGUAUAGUCUGUUUUGGCAUUGGCCCCUUUUCACGCAAUUUCCAAGCACUACAUCAGCUGGCAUUCAUAAUAUGCGCACAACGACACUACUGCAUCGAGGAGGCUAUAUACUUCGAUCCUGUCUUCCGCGAGUGUGAGAAGCAAAUUCUGAAACAUCUGAACUGUGCUCUGAUGACAGAAAAUUGUGAAGCUAAAUAUGCUGUAGAUGAGCUCACUCUCUUUUACCUGCCUCACUGUCCAAACUGCUUGACAAACAAUUUGUUGUGGAGGAACUGGCGACCGCGCAAUUUAAAACACGUAGUGCUCAUAAAUAACAGUUUCGAGAGUUUAUCACUUAGCAAACCCGAGCGCUUGCUAAGAUUAGACUCUGGUUUUAUUUUAGAAUUGCUGCCCUACGUAAAAGAAUUUCAAUUGGAGGAUGAUUAUGAGACACAUAAUGUUUUUAAUGACUUGUCUGUGCAUGUAUUUCCUGCGAACUCGCUCCCACCGGCUAAUGCCGAAUUUUGGGCGCAAAAAGAUGCACCAACGUAUACCGAUGUUGAAAUGAUUUCUGCAGAGGAAUUCGGCAAACUAAGUAUAUCAUAGUUAAGUAGAAAACUUAAUAAUUAGUUCUAUACGUUUUUUAAGUGUAAAAUCAUUUUAGUUUUAAUACAUGUAUUUCAGACAAAAGGUGUUUAAU